Mytilus californianus (California mussel) is the source of this 16358-nucleotide messenger RNA. Its product is annotated as intermembrane lipid transfer protein VPS13C-like. NCBI's taxonomy places the organism in Eukaryota, Metazoa, Mollusca, Bivalvia, Mytilida, Mytilidae. Gene Ontology annotation, biological process: protein targeting to vacuole; protein retention in Golgi apparatus. The coding region runs from base 144 to 11018 and encodes 3624 amino acids. Gene Ontology annotation, cellular component: extrinsic component of membrane. The transcript is spliced from 88 exons. The record is from RefSeq and is a predicted model, not a curated record.
CGUGACUGCCAAAUUUAGCAGAUGAUUAUAAGUGUGGUUUCGUUUUGAGUGUUAUGAAAAGAAGCACCUUAUCAACGUUUAGGUUUAUGCAGUGCCCAUGUUGACAACUUAAUAUAUUGGGUCAAGAGACCUUUAACUUCAGCAUGAUCAAGAACAAACUGGAUGAGAUCAUUAAAACAUAUUUAGGAAAAUAUUUGGAUUAUGACAAAGAUAAAAUAGAAUACAGUCUUUUACAAGGAAAAGUAGAAUUAAAAGAUGUUAGUCUUAGACCAGAAGCUAUUGUUGAACUACUGACUUUACAGCUAGGUAAAGAAUUCCCUCUAGAAGUCAAGGCAGGACAAGUUGAAUAUGUAAAGAUUGCCAUACCAUGGUCGAACCUGUUAGGGACCAGCACAGAGGUCACUUUAGAAUUAAGUGGACUAUAUAUCAUAGCUGGACCAGUGGCAGACAGACCUUAUGACAAAAAGAAAGAUGAGGACCUCAGCCAUGCAAUCAAACAAGCUAAACUACGGUCAUUUGAGGAGACAGCCUAUCAGAAAGUUGCCAGCCAAGCAGAGAAGAACCCAGGGUUAUUUGAGAAGAUUUGGAAAUACGUUCUCAAUAACAUUACGAUCACCGUCAGCAACAUUCACGUGAGGUACGAGGAUUCUAUUACACACGGAGACUAUUCCUUUGCCAUGGGUGGAAUACUAAACCAAUUUACAGUUCAUACUACAGACAAAAACUGGCAAGAAACAGAACUGGACAGUCAAGCUACACUUCUUCAUAAGCUUGGAAAACUGACAAAUUUAUCUCUAUACUGGAAUCAUUGUGUGAAGGAUUUAGACUUAGUUGGAAAACCAGAAAGGAUCAAAAGUGGAAAAUGGAAGGAUUUACUAAAGAUGGCUGUCAGUACAAACAGGAUAAGAGAUGAAGAAUUUGAGCACAUUUUAAAGCCAGUAUCAGUUGAGGCAAAGAUUAUAAUGAACAACACAGAUGAUUUACAGAUGCCAAAACUUUACAUCCAGUUCUCUCCCCCUGAAUCAUGUAAAUGUAUUGAUUGUUACUUGUCCAGGAGACAGUAUAUUAGUAUGCUGAAAUGGUUUGAUGCAGUGGAUAGACUAAGGGUUAAUAUGAAAUACAGAAAAUACCGUCCAAAUCCAAAUGUACGUCCUGUCAGCAAUGCCAAAUCAUGGUGGAAAUAUGCCUACCAAUCGGUACUACAGGAAAGAAUCAGACCCUUCUCCUGGCCAAAAAUUGUUGUUUAUAGACAACAAUUUAAAGAUUACAAACACCUGUACCUUCAACACCUGGAGAAUCCUAACGAUGAGAAUAUUACAAAACGUUGUAAAGACCUGGAAUAUGAGAUGGAUGUACAUAACAUCAUGACAGCCAGAGAGGAUGCUAAAGUUGAGUUCCAGAGGAGAGCACCUGAAAGAGCAAAGAGAAAGAAAAAAGAGAAGUCAGAAGGGUCAUGGUGGUGGCCUUGGGGAGGAAGUCAGGAGUCUGAAGAGGAGAUAGAAACUCCUGACAAGGACGGAAUAUGGGGAGAACUGUCUGAAGUGGAAAAGAAAGAAUUGUAUGAUAAGAUUGGUUACAAAGAGGAGGCAGACCAACAGAAAUUACCUGACGAUUACAUAGCUUACAAAAUACAGUUAGAAAUAAAACAGUUUGAUGUUACACUGAGUAGUAACAGGAGAAAUAUCCUGAAGGCCUCACUUUGUGAGAUGCUGACUUCAUACGAGAACAGACCUGAAGGGAAAGGUGUAAGAAUUCUGAGUAAAACAGAAGGAUUCAAGAUAGAGGGCGCUACACUUGGAUUUAAACCUUUCACAAUCCUGACUUCUAAUGGAGGACUUUAUACUACAGAUAAACAGAUGUUUAUGUUGGACUAUUACUUAAACCCACUGCCUUAUGUAUAUAAAGCUGACCAGGCCCUGAUACUGAAUGUUAGACCUGUAGAAAUAUUUUAUGAUGAGCAUGCUGUGACACAAGUUUUAUCAUUUUUCCAAACUCCAGACAAGGAAAGUGAGGUUGACCUGAAUGAAAUAGCUAUGGCUAAAUUGAGAGGAUUUGUGGAGUACAGUAGAGAUACACUACUUUAUGCAAUAGAUCAAAAAUCUACAUUCCAUAUAUCUGUUCACAUGAAAUCACCAUAUAUUGUCAUUCCACAAACAGGAACACUAAGUGAUAGUGAAAGGGAAGGUCAUGUAUUGGUAAUAGAUCUGGGAACGUUUACUGUAAGGAGUGAUUUACAAGACAAAUCCAAAUCACUGGAGAAUCCAUCAACAGAGGAACUCCAUGAGAAGUUAUAUGACAAGUUUUUAGUGACAAUUACAGAAGUAGAAAUCUUAGUUGCUGAUUCAAAUGAGGAUUGGCAUCUACCAUUAACAAUGGAUAGAUCACAGUCCAAGUAUCACAUCUUACCAAACUCUUCGUUAGAAAUAGCCUUCUACAAAACCAGUAUGUCUGAUAAUUAUAACCAUCCACACCAUAAGUUUGAUAUAAAGCUACAUUCCUUGACGUUGACCGUGACAGAUGAACAGUUGUUGAUACUAUACAUGUUUGUGUUCCACUUCCCUAAACCAAGGAUUAUAGCUUUGGAAGAUCAGAUGGAUUCUAUAGGGACUGUUCCCCCUAAACUGGAUCCAACAGACAUCCAGUUAGAACCAGACAUAACAUUACUAAGAAGGACAAGAAGAACAAUACUGAGUCGGACUAUGAUAGAAGCUACUAUUCCAGAGGAUGAUUCUGUAGCAGAUAGACCUUACUAUCCCAGAGGUGCAGAUGAGAAUUUUUUCUCUGCCUCUGAUGAUUCUGAAGAUGAGUAUGAUAAAUGGAACAGGUUUCUGUCUGUACGGUCUGUUGAAGAUUAUCUAUCAGACAACAACAGAAUGAGGAUGUAUAUUCGUAUACAGAUCGUAGAACUUGUGAUACAGUUAUCAUUACAACAAGAGAAACAAAGAAAGGAAUACCUGAUGUUUAGAUUGGAUCCUGUUAUUGUUGACAUGGCCAGUACAAUGUACCUAGAUAAGAAUGGGAAACCAGUAGACUGUGGAUACGCUAUGUAUGCUAGUGUUGGUGCAUUCAAGAUGGCUGACAAAUUACAUCAAAGAAUAGUUGUUAUAAUGAAAGAUUCUGUGGAGACUAGAGCCUCAGGUGCUUACUUAGAAUUACUGAGAACAGAAUCCGAUAAAAAACUGAUCACCUUUAGUUAUAGACAGGUGUUACCAAAGUGCCCUGAUUUUGGAAAAGUUUACAAUUACAUAGAGAAUGCAGCAAGCUUCACAUGCCAUAAUGUGUCAGUUAUAUUUGAUCAGACCGUCAUGGGUUCACUCAAGAAAUUUGCUGACAGCAUGCAAGAAAGAUUUGCAAAACUUGAAGAAAAAGUGAACAGUGGUCCAAAUCUGAGGAUACUUGAUGUAAAUCGUCCUGCUCCUCCAACUCUACAUCGACAAGAGAGUAGAUUGUCUAACUACACAAACCAAGUUACGGGUAUGCUUAAAGGAAUGGCAGAUGAAGUGGACUCUAGUGACAAACCCACCAUUAAAUUACACCUCGUCACAUGUAUCAAAGAUGUCAGUUUACAGCUGUGUAAUAUAGACAAACAUUUCUCUCAGAUGGAAUUCAAAGGAUUUGAAAGUCAGCUGAUCAUGAAACAUAGGAAGAUUGUAUUUAACUGUAGACUGAAGGAGAUGUCCAUUAAAGAUCUGACCAAGUAUACACUCUAUCCAAAUAUUUUGAUAAUAGAGAAAGAAGAUGACCCAUUCUUUGACCUUAAGGUUGAAAAGUUUAGUCAUAAAGACAAAAUUGUGAAAAAAGACGAUAAUAUAGGUGAAAAAUUAGACUACAGAGUCAGACUGAGAAUUGGACAUCUACAACUGGCUUAUAUCAGUAAAUUCUUCUGGGAAAUUACGGGUUUCUUUGAUCCAUUUAAGACUCCUGAGAUUGUUGAAGCUGCCCAUGCCUAUAGGGACAUGGUCUCAAAACAGGUGACAGAAAUUCACCCAUCAGCCAUGAGGAUAGCAGUUAGAGUUUCUAUGCAUAGGCCUACCAUUGUGAUACCUAAACAUUCCAAAUCUCCAGACAUUUUCAUGUUUCAAUUCAGAAUGUUUGAAAUUGACAAUUCAUUUAAAAAAGAGGUGUUGUCUAAUGGCCAAGAGCAAGAUUGGAAUUAUUUUAUAGCUCACCUGAAAGAAAUGGAAGUUAGACGUGGCAGAUUAAAGGAGAAUGAAUUCCACAUGUUGUAUCAUAUUGUUGAACCUGUGAACUUUGAAGCAACUUUUGGAUUGGCCCUUGCACCAUUUAGAUCAAGGCUGAUGUAUAACAUAUCUGGAGAUGUAGCUCUCAUUAAGAUCAAUGUUCAACAAUCAGAUAUCAAGUUGAUGUUUGAUGUACUCAGGAAAAAUUUAAAGGAAGGUGCUCCACAGUCUGUUCAAGAUGUAGGUUCCAGUCCAUUAGCCAGAGUAGAUGUUGUUGACUCACCCACCACAGACACAGAGACGGCUUACAAUGCUUUAGUUACACUACAAGGUCUAACAUUGUGUUUAUUUGAUGAAAAGACUGAUAUUGAAGCCUCUCCACUCGAGAUUUACCACAGGAAUAGACUAAGUUUAUGUAAGAUAGGAGAAUUAAACAUCCGAGUUAACACUUUCCCUGAAGAUGACAUAGCAAUGGAUGUUAAUAUUACACUACAUUCUCUGUCUCUAGAUGACACUAAGUCUGACAGUAAUCCAGUUGUUAAAAGGAUAUUUUACUGCCAUCAGGUAUCUCAACAAGAAAACCUACCUUUGAUAUCUGUUGUGUAUAAAGCAAGGUCAAGUGGACAUCAGGAAGCUGACAUAAGAAUGGAUAAAGUGACAAUUAACUUAAACAUUCCGUAUUUAUUGGCUUUAAAUGAAUUCUACCAAUCAGCGUUCCAAUCUGAUGUGCCACCAAUAGACCAAUCUAGGCAAAGAACCAGUCUAGUAUCAGAUCAACUGGAUUCCAGUCCUAAUAACUCAGUCUUACAAGUGAAGGGAAUUGUUAAACAGCCAAAGAUUGUUCUAUUUGCUGAUCCAGAGAAAGAUACCAGUAGAAUUUUAGUCUUAGAUACUGAUAUAGAGUUUGAGAUGUACACAGAUUCUAGUGUACAGAAGAUACAGGCAUCAAUAAAAUCAAUGAAAAUGUAUACCUCCCUCCAUGGAUCUGAAUUGUAUGAAAAUUCUGUGAUAAAACCAUGUAAUUUAGAUUUUUCCCGUAUUUCUUCACUAAAUGACAACAAGACACACUACAGUAUAGCUCUACCACAACUAGACAUUUAUAUUACACCUACAGUCUUACAUCUCAUGGCUGAUGUCACUAAAUUACUGACCGGUCCAGAAAAAAAGGAAAAUGACACAUCGAUAGAACCAGUACCAGAAACAGAUAUGUGGUCAGUCAAAGCUGUGUCAGCUGAUAAAUGGAGGGCCAGAAUUGAUGAGGAAGGAAGUGCUAUAGAUCCCUUUGUGCCUGCAGAAGCUCCGACAGAAUCCAUCACAUUGAAAAUCAAAAAGAUGAAUUCCUACUUCAGAGUGAGGAACUUAGAUUAUGAUGUGGAUUUACUUCACCUUAAGAUGUCUAUUGAUGCAACAAUUUCUGACUUACAAAAGCAGUUCCAGAUGACAAGUGAUAUUCAGAUGGAAGCCAGAUAUUUUAAUGAAAAACUCAGUGUAUGGGAACCCUUGAUAGAGAAAGUAUCUGAAAAAGAAGGACAGUAUAGACCGUGGGAAUGUGUGAUGAAGGUAAUAAGGAAUCGUAGCUAUCCUAUGACAUUUAACUAUGUCCAGGACGAAUUCAGUUUGGAGGACACUUACCGAAACAAUGUCCAGAAACUGUUACAGGAGAGUAAACGAAGGUCAAGUUCAUCAGAAUCAGAGACGGAUGAUUCUAUUGUAGAGAAAACUGUCAUGAGACACAAGUUUCCCAGGACCAGGUCAAGAAUUGCUAGUGAUAAAAGUUUUGAAUCACUAAGUCAUCAGGGGAGUAUUCAGGGUGAGUCUGACACAGAACCCGACGGACUUAUACAAAGUAUAACCAACAAACUGGGAGGGAUAUUUUCUGACAGUGAUAGCAGCGAGGAUGCUGAUAUAAGUGAGAAUGAUGAUAAUGGGGACUUGGUUGAUCCUUCUCUUGAUAAACCUGUCUUUAUAACCUCUAAAGGACCCGUACAUAUAGCAAUGGGUAACUUGGUGUUGUGGGCAUCUAAAUGUUGUGAUCCUUCUCUAGAUAAACCUGUCUUUAUAACCUCUAAAGGACCUGUACAUAUAGCAAUGGGUAACUUGGUGUUGUGGGCAUCUAAAUGUUGUGAUCCUUCUCUAGAUAAACCUGUCUUUAUAACCUCUAAAGGACCUGUACAUAUAGCAAUGGGUAACUUGGUGUUGUGGGCAUCUGAAUGUUGUGAUCCUUCUCUAGAUAAACCUGUCUUUAUAACCUCUAAAGGACCUGUACAUAUAGCAAUGGAUCAGAGCAUGUAUGAUGAAUUAGAUGCUGGGCCCCAGUCAGAUAUGACAGAGGAAGGAGAAAAGGAAGAACCUAGACCUCAAUCAUAUUACAUUAUCAUGGCAUCUCAGGACCAACUACUUCUGAAUAUCACACCACAGGCUAUAGAUGUGCUCACUGAUGUAACAAAAGCUAUGAUGACACCUGAGGCUGUAGAGGGUGAGAGUAAAUCUAGACCUGCAUUUGAAAUCAGUAAUCAGCUUGGUUUACACACCUCGGUGGUUCUUCAUCCUGAUAUCAAGGUCCAUGAAAAUCAUAUAAAGAAAUGUCAGGUUUUAAGGCAAGGAAAAGAUGAUAACCAGGUCAAAAUAGUUCUACGUGAUGAAAACGAUGAGAGGAUUGAUCUACCUGAUAUUAAAGAAGAGUGCAGUGAUGACGUAGAUGGUUUGUUCUCCCGAUCAGAUGAUUUUGUAACGGAGACUCUGGCAGCCUUCGGUAACAUGGUGACAUCAUCGGGAGCAUUUGUAUUUGAUGAUGAUCCAGAUUACCUCUCAGGUGACAAGAUGGACAUCAACCGACUGAAAGUUCAGGUUGAUGGUUUUGAUUUAUCGUCGACAAUAUUCCACAAAAGAGCUUGUCUACAGUUAUUUCCCCUUACUCCAGACAAGCAUUCCACGAAGUACUGGUACCUAUUACAUAUAGAUGUAGUUCAUGGUAGUAAAGUAAUCAAAAUCAUGUCUCCAUUUAAGAUGGAGAACAGUUUAACCUUUGCAGUUGAUGUUUACUGUAAAACUGAAGAUCUGAAGCAGUAUGGGAUCAGUGUGACCUACAUAGAAUUAGGUCAAUACUCCAAAUUACAGACACUACAACCAGGACAGGAGUUUGUCAUCCCACUGUUCCUGGCUUAUAACUCAGAUCUGUUUGUUGCUCCUACAGAUCUUAGAGGUUAUCAAAUCCAUAAUAAUGGUAUUUGGUGGAAGGAUAUACAGAGAACAAAAGAAAGGGCCAAAACUUACACAUGCACAGGUGGAAAUGAGGCUGACAAAGUCUUCAAUAUAAAGGUGUAUCUUGCAGACGGUAAAAAGUUGACACCAAGACAAGAAGUACCUAAGGGAGUUCCAUAUUUCACCUUAGUAUUAAAACCUCCAGUCCUCAUUCAUAACUAUCUACCAUACGAUCUACAGUUCUCAUUAGAGGGAGCAGGAAAAUUCAGCAGUUUGACACAUGGAGAAUCAACACCAUUGUAUACAGUAGAAACCAGUAAAUCUUAUAAACUACACUUACAGCUUCAGGAUUACCUAGGUUGUGAUUGGACAGGAAUAUUUGAAUUAGUUGAUUCUCAGAAUUUAGAAGAGUUCAAAGCCGUAACCAUGACAUCUUAUGAUGGAAUGGAUGAGAACGCGAACAAACAUUUGGCCUUGAUAGUUAAUGCCAGUGUCAAAAUGUCAUUAGAUUUAUACAUCUAUAGUCCAUACUGGAUAAUAAACAAAACAGAUCUUCCUAUACUGAUCAGGGGAUCUAAUUCAGAUGCAGUAUAUGACUGUACCCAGUCUUCAGCAGAUUCUUCUGUCGCUCCAUCUAUUCUCUUCAGAUUUAAAAAGCACAAACGCAAAAAGGCCAAAUUAAAAGUUUACGAGUCUAAAUGGUCCCAGUCUUUCUCCAUGGAUACUGUAGGUAACUCUGGUGUUGUUAUCUGUUACGACAAAGAAAGGAAGAUCAAGUACAGGCUAUUACUACAGUGUCAGUGGUCACAUUUAAAACUGUCCAGAAUUGUGACAAUUACACCAUUCUUCUUGGUGAUAAAUAAAUCAUCAUACCACCUGUGGUACAUGGAGAAAAAUGAGGAAAAAGAUCUGUGGUUAGAUCUCAAGAAAAACCAGUGUAGUCCAUUUUGGCCAUGUACAGACAAUGGAAAGUUAUGUGUACGAUAUGACAAUAGUAAUAUAUCCUCGUCUUACAUUCCAAUCAACACAGUGUGUAAUACUGUACUCAGGAUGGAAAAUGGGAGAGCAAUGUGUGUUAAUGUCACCGGAGGAAUAGAAUCUCCAAGGUCUAUUACAUUUACUGAUUAUGACAUUGGUGACUCACCAGUCAGGAUAGAAAACUUGUGUGAGGAUGUCUUCAUUGUAAUACAUCAAUGUAAUCAACACCAGAUGACAGUCUUAGGAGCUGAUCAGUCAGUGCUGUAUACUUGGGAUGAACCUGCUGGCACCAGGAAACUUAUGUGGAACGUGUAUGGAGGGUCUAAUAAACAGGACCUAGAGCUAGAUAUCACCAAGGAUAGUUAUGAUUGUAAGAACUUGACUGUUCAGCAAGUCCCUGUGGCAGAUACAUACAGAUAUAAAGACCAGUCUAACAGGAUAGAUAGUAGUCCUGAUGAUGAUAGUGAUGUAAUAGAUACAGUAGAUAGUCCCAAACACCAAGCCAAGAUGAAGACAAAAUCGUACAAGAUGACAAUAUACUGGGUAUCAUUCCUAGAUGGUCAACAGAGAGUGGUAUUGUUUACUUGUGAUAAACAAAUAGCUGAGGCAGCUAGAUUGAGCCAUGUUGGUAGUAUGACCAAGGACCAUGACAUGGGUACAGGAGUAAAGAUGACAGAAGGAGAACAGGCUAACUAUGUUUUCAUGCUAUCUCUGAGUGGUAUAGGUGUCUCCAUCAUCAAUCGUGCCCAGGAGGAGGUGGCUUAUGUCAGUAUCAGUAGUAUGCCUUCCAUGUGGGAGAUAGAGGUGAAAAACAAAUGGAAAAUGUUGGAGGACGUCACACUGGUCACUUGGCUGGAGGAUAAAUGGAAUCAUGCAGUGGAACAUGCCAAUCUUGAGGAUAGGAUAGAGGUGGAUUUCAGUACUGUAGGUAAACUUAGGAUGAUGAAACCCUACAUGGGUGAGCUAAGAAGGGUGUGUCCUCCUGGCCUGCUGUUCCAUUACAGUCAGUCAGAACACCAGACAUUUAUACAUGCUAAAGUCCACAAAGUUCAGGUAGACAAUCAGCUGUUAGAUGCCUAUUUCCAGACAGCUUUGUAUUCCUCACCAAUACCUAUGUAUAUAGUUAAGAAGAAAGGACCCAAACCAUUCCUAGAGUUUGGCAUGAUCAGAAGAAGGGUUCCUGAAAACAAUAUUGAUACUUUUAGACAGUUCCAGAUAAUUAUGCAAGAAUUAAAUGUACAGUUGGACUGGGGUUUCAUUGUAUCUAUACAAGAUGUCUUCUCUUCAUUGUUUAAGAGAGAAAAGUCAGAGGACAUGUUAACUAGAAGUGAAAGAUUACGAUCAGACCUGUUGCUAGCUCAGAGACCCCUCCAUGAAAUAGCUGAUGUUAUGGCUUCCAGUCUACCAAAUCGUAUAUUUUUUGAAUUUUUCAAGAUUUCCCCAGUCAAGUUGAAUGUGAGUUUUUCCUUGUCUGGAACACCUCAUACCUGUGGAGAAGACCAGCCUUCUUUAGCCUCAGAUAUAAAGGAGUUUCUACGGAAUUCAGUAGGAGCUACACUGACUGAAAUCAAAGACAAUGAACUUAAAAUGGUACAUUUUGAACAGAAGGGAUUACACAUCACUAGAGGUCAGAUGUGGUCAUUGGCUGUAGCUCAUUACAGACAACAGCUGAUGAUGCAGCUAUAUGUUAUCAUACUUGGUUUAGAUGUCCUGGGUAAUCCAUACGGACUGUUUAAAGAUCUGACAACAGGUGUCAGUGAACUGUUUUAUGAACCUGUUAUGGAUACGUUGAGAGGUGAUGAAAACUUUUCAGAAAACAUGGCUCGAGGAUUCCAGAGUGCCAUCAGCCAUAUUGUAGGAGGAACAUCAAAUUCAGUCGCCAGAGUAACUGGAUCACUAGGGAAUGCCUUUGCAUACAUGUCAUUUGAUGAAGAAUUCCAGAGAAAAAGACAGAGAAGACAACACCAGCCACCAAGAGAUUUACCCCACAGCUUAGCUCUUGCUGGACAGGGAUUCCUAUCUGGUAUUAAAUAUGGACUAACAGGAAUUGUUCUGGACCCCAUACAUGGUGCUACAGAGGAUGGGGUUGAAGGAUUCUUUAAAGGAAUUGGUAAAGGAUUAUUAGGCUUGAUAACACAGCCUAUAGGAGGAGUCCUGGAUCUAGUCAGCAUGGCAUUUGAUGGAGUUCGAAGAACAGCAGAAAUGGAUGGUGGAUUUAUUGUCAGAAUGAGGCUGCCAAGAUAUGUCAAUCCAUACAGGGGUUUACAGCCAUUUUCACAGUAUAUGGCCAGAGGCUGUCAUCUACUUAACACAUUGAAAGGAGGAAUGUACUUUAAGACUGAUGUAUUUAUAGAUUUUGCUCCUCUGAGUUAUAACGACAGAGCAGAUUUGGUUGUUAUAACUAACAGACAUAUUCUGUACCUAGAUAGAAAUAGAUUUUCCAGUGGAUAUGAUGUGGAAUGGGAGAUUGAGUUAAGGAGUAUAAUUGGAGUACCUGCCUUACUGGAUGAAGACAAGAAAAUAGUGAUUACAUUAAAGGACAAUACUGGAACUGUUUUCUCUGGGAACCAUGUAGAGGUAUCUAGUCAAGAUUCUGGAAUUAUAAAGUGGUUACAUCAGAAGAUAGAAAAUGUCCUCAAACAACAAAUAUACAGAUAAAUCAUAAUAUGGGACCUGUUUUAACUGGGAUAUGUGCUUAACAACUUUAUAUAUAUAUGUACAAGGUCAAAAUUGUAUGUAUAAUAUUUUAAAUGUUAUUUUACCAUAGCAAUUUACAUUUUAAAAUUGGUUGUAAAGCAACUUAAUUUAGAUGUUUGAGUUUUUUUUAAAUAUUUGUUGUGAAAUUUUAAGUAAAGAAAAUUAUAAUCAUUGGUAUAAAAUAAGUAUUGUUAAAAGAUAUAUAUUUUUGCUUCAAAUGUAUCAUUCAAAAAUUUAGAAAGGUAUGUUUUACAAGUGUCAUUGUUGUUAGAAUAUACACUGUUGUUUAAUAGAGGGAAUGUCAAAAAUAUUUUUAUCUGCUGAACAAAUGUUAUGAUGUUCAAGAUUGGAAAAAUUAAUGAUGAAUUGUUAAGAAUAUUGUUACUAGUGAUAUUGUUAGUUAGUUUUUAUAAAUGAUAAAAAUAUAAUGUUAAUAAUUUAAUAGUUCAAAAUACACAUGGACAUGUGAAAAAUCUAUUAAAAAAGAUGAAAAUUUCUAUGCCACAUAUAUUUGUUUUUAGACAUUUCAAAUAUAUUUGCUAAUGUAUUCUUCUUGAAAAUAGUAUUUGGAAAAAAGGAUUAGGUAAACAUGGAAGUGAAAAAACGAUUUUCUGAUUUUCCGAAAAAGUUCUGAAAUCAUGAUAAAAUUGUCUCAUUUUCAAAUUUAACAUUGAAACAGAAUUUUUGAUUCACUGAAUACCUUAUGAUGUAUAAUGAUGGUAUGUUUGCCAUGUACACACUCUAUAAAAUAGAAAUAACGGGAUCUGGUGUAUUAAUUACUGAGUACAGAUCUGAUGAAAUUGUUGAAGUGACAAGUAUUGGGUCACUAUGUUAAGAUGCUAUGUUUUGUUGUCAUGUAAAUAGAACAAUAUUUACUUUAGAAAGGCUUUCUUCUGGAAGUCAGGAAUCAUGUGCAAUAUUAUUGUUAUUUUUUGUAUCAUGUAUUGUUGACAGUUAUGAUAUAUCUUUAAUAAAAUCCAUACCAUAAGAAGAAACAAUUUGUCUAUGUAGAAUGUUACCAUUUUUAUUGUAACUUUUGCUUUCUAAUAACGGGUCUAUAAUUGUUCCACUUGUGUAAGGUUAUAAUCUGUGACUUUCUUUAAUCAAGGGGGAUAAUUUUCAUCUAUUUCAACUUACUUAUACAUGGCUUAAAAUUAGUUACUUAAUAGUCAAAUAAGUUAUUUCCCCAAAUCAUUUAAGUGUUGUUCAAAAAGAAGAAAAUUCUGUAAUAAUCACUCCAUGGUCAAAUCUCAAAAUAAUUCAGCUCAGCUGAAUUUAUAAUAUUUUCCUGAUUUAAUCUUAGCUCAUGUUUAAAUAACAUUUCUUAACAUAUUAAAGCGAGAAAUAUUAAACAAUUUGCGCAAAAAAAACAGAAUAAAUAUAUUAAAGAUUUAAAAUAUUUUAUUUAUAUCAAAAGUAUAUCAUGUUUAUAGAAAUCUGGGUUUAUUUAAAAUUGUUCAUUACUUGUUGCCAUGGAUACCAUAAAGCCAUUUAUGUUGUAUAGAAGUGCCAUGUAUUUUAAAUGCUAUUAAUCAAAUUUUACAGCCACAGUGCUAGCAAUGUGCUUUCUUAUAUAGUCAGUUAUAUUAUAUAUUUAAAAAAGCCAGUAAUAUUAUACACAUAUAUAUAGCCAUGACCAGUACUUUUAACAUUCCAUGUUAAACUGUUAAUAUUCCUUCAUUGUCAUAUGUUGUCAUGGACAUUUUAAUAGAAUUCUAUAGAAGAUUAAGAAACUUUAAAUUGUGUUGAAACAUCUAUUUCAUGGUGGAUAUUUGGAUCUUCAUUUCUCUUCUACAUUCAUUUGUCAUACCUGUAGGUUCAAGUUAAAAUCUAGUUUUCUUAAUAGUUUGAAUAUGUUUGAAGUGCCAACAAACACAUUUUCACAUUGAAUACAAUGUUCACCUAUUAAAUCUAUUGCAAGCUAGUCAAGCUAUAAAGGUGCCAUUCAGAGGUUUAGAUUAUUUAAUGGGAGGUUUCUGAGGGUUGUCCAUUUUCAUUUUAGUCAUUAUUUAUAUCACUUUUAUUUUUUAUAUACAUGAUUUAUUUUUAUUUCAUUCUACUAUUUAAUACUUUUAUAUUCUAAACAUGAUUAAUUUUGUUAUGUUAUACAUGUAUAUAUAUUUAAUAUUCUAGUCUGUUAACCAUACUGUGUUUAUUACUUUUCUUUUACUUUGUUUCUUUGUUUUGUAACGUUUUAGAUGCUCAUAUCUUUGUUUUGUGUCUUUGAUGGAUAGCUGUCUAUUUGGAAAUCAUACCAUAGCAAUGUUUUCAUUAAACCUGUGAAUGGAUUUUAUUUAACUAUCUUCAGACUUUAAUUAAUUUUAUUUUUAUGUUAUUUCCAUUUGAUGGUGACUUCUUUAAGGUCAAAGGUGAUAUUUUAGGAUGAUAUUUUGCUACCUCGUGGCGAGUUAUUAUUUAUUUAUAAAUACUUAGAAUUACUGCUCCUAAAAUGCUCAGACUAAAUUUGUUCUUGUAUUUUUGUUUAAGUGGUUAAUUUUUUAUUCUUUUAUUCAUAUUAAUUUAAUACUGUGUCACAUGACUUAUUUGUGUUGUUUUAUGAAUCGUGGGAAAGUAACAGCAUGACCAUUACAAUGAUUUAAAGUUGCACUAUAACUAACUGUAACAGGGGCAGAUUUAGGAUUUUUGAAAGGGGGACAGACAUACACCACAUGUUCUAAACACAUUUAUAUAUGACUGUGAUAUAUAUUUUUUAUUUUAGUCUCAUUUGAUCCUCUAAAAUAUAGGAAUAGGAACCUACCUGGAAUUAAUUUGUUAUUAUAGCAUAAAAGCAUGAUUUUAAAAAUGUGUUUAUAUAUGGGGUUUUUUUUCAAGAGAAAACAACUGGAAUUGAAUGAAAUAUUUAUAAUUGAAAAGUGAUAUUAAUGUAGGUCUAUGUAAUGUAUAUUCAGUAUGUUACAUUGUUGAACUGCCUACACACACUGGAUUGAAAGUCACAAGUACUUUAUGUCGUUGUUAUGUCAGCUUACAUGAUAAAGUAUGUCAUAUGUCAUUUCAUAGUUCAUUAGCUAUGUCAGUUUACAUGAUAAAGUAUGUCAUAUGACAUUUGGUAGUUCAGUAGCUAUGUCAGUUUACAUGAUAAAGUAUGUCAUAUGACAUUUGGUAGUUCAGUAGCUAUGUCAGUUUACUGGAUAAAUUAUGUCAUAUGACAUUUGGUAGUUCAGUACCAAUUAGUUCACUCUUAACUUCUGCAUGUGGUCAAAUUACCUUACCACUUUUUCUUAGAAGAUAUCAUUUUAAGGCCUGUGAAAAUCUUUCAUGCUUUAUUUCCUUGCAUUAGAUCAGUUCUCUUCAUUACGACUUCAUAAAUGAGUUUAUUAGACUAUGAAAUAACUAUGAUUGCCAUUAAAAUAAAGUGUACAAAAGUCCCUCAGACAAAAAGAUAACUUUUACAAUUACAAACUAAUCAUGCAGUGACCUGUAAUUACUGACAUCCACAUCAUUUGAAGUCUGGUAGAUAGUUGUCUCAUUGGCAAUCAAACCGUAUCUCCUUAUUUUAUAUUAUUUCUUCUCCACUAUUAUUUUUGAAUGAUGUUAUAAUUAUUUAAUUUGACUGUCAUAUGCAUUCUAAUAAGUUCCUCCCACAGGGCAAUAAAACUUAUAAAUAUUUAUGAUUUUUCUCCACAAGUGUUUUAUUUGAUAUUUAUAGCUUCAUUGUUCCUAAUGAAUACACUGUUGGAAUAUCUGCUAACAAUAGGCUUUUUAUUACUGUUCAUUGCUCUCACACCAUGAACCAUAUGACAUUUAUACAUAAUUUAACUUUAAAUUGUCAAACAUCAAAACACAAUACACAUUUCUCAAACAGAUUAAUUAUUCAUAGACUUCCCUUUUCUUUGCAAAAUUUUAGUUUCCCUAUUGUAUUUGAUUAUAAUUAAUUGUGAGCUUGUCCCAUGAUGCAAAGUAAAAAGUCAUAUAAUUCUUGUUAAAAUCAGCUGAUAUGGUAAUUGUUAACAAUGUUGUCAUUGUCUUAUAAAUUAUGACUAUGUCUUUAUUUUGUUUAUAUUGACAAUCUGCUGGGCCAGUGUUGGAUAUGUAAUUGUUAUUAUUUAUAAUUGAUUGUGGUAUGUAACAGACAUGAUGGUUAUGAACUGGAACAUAGUAAUUACUUUAACCACAAAUCUUCUAAUAUCUAAACUCAAAUUUGGUGAAUAAGUAUGCUUAAUAUUUUUUUUUUGUCACGUUGCAAUAUUUCAACAGCUGUUUAUGGGUAACUUAAAGAAAUAGAUGGAAAGAAAAUUUUUGAAAUUAAGCUUUUGUAGAAGACAAGCAAUAAACAAGUUAUUUACCUUUUUAAAUCAAUUUUUAUUGAAACUAUGCCAAUUUUCCAAUAGUUGUGGUAAUGCCAUCAACCCCUUGGGUAUAAAUGUGAUGUUAAUAAAGUUUAUUAGUUCAUAUAUUGAGAUAUUUAAAAAUAAUCCGUAUAUUGACAGUAUAUUGUUUAUUUAGAUAUACCAGCAUCAAACAAUUGAUAUUUGUAAGGUUUAAUAUUAUACACUAUUUGAAACAAAAUUAAAGCCAUGGAAAAGGUACAGCACAUGAGUUUAUUUGCCUUCCAUGUAGUCACUUUUUGCUUCCUUGUUGGAAUAAAGUAAAUACCGGUACCCUCUUAUUUGGCAUGAAAUAAAUUUUUUUUUUAAAAGCGAAAAGAAAUCACCUGUUUGGUUACCAUAAAUAUAAGAUUAAUUAGUUCUGACGCAGUCAGUCACAACAAAUCAGUGGGGAUGAUGGAGAAAAGCCAAAUCUAUGGUCACAGUCUUCCUAGGAUGUGCAAAAGCUAAUACCACAAGAUAAUCGUACUUAAAUAGCCAAAUUCUUUUCAGGUUUUGAAGAUAUUUUUGCAAAAAAACCAUGGUAACUUUAAGUUUUGUGGAAUCUUUGAUAUUCAAUAUUUGAUAUUGCUGUUCUGUUAAAUUUCCAUAUUUGUUGUUUCUAGCCAUAUUAAAGCUAUGACAGUAUUUAUUAAUGUUUAGUAUGGAUCUGUGUAUAACAUCAUAUGAUAAUAAUUGUUAGUACACAUGUUUAUAUACUGUAAAUUCAGAAAUUAUUGCGAGGUUAUUAUUAUUGCGACAAAUGCGACAGAGUUGUAAACGCAAUAAUUUAAACUCGCAUUUUGAAAUAUUUUAUAUGAACUAAACAGGAUUUUUCUCAAAAUCGUAAAAAUUAAAAUCGCAUUUAAGUCUAAAAUGACAAAAUCGCAAUAAUAAAUGCACGCAAUAAUUUCUGAAUUUACAGUAUAUAAUAGUCUGUGGUCUUUGUUGUAUGAAUAAAAUCUUAUAAUGCAUC